This is a messenger RNA of Athene cunicularia (burrowing owl), 9083 nucleotides long. It is a transcript of the gene GABPB1, whose product is annotated as GA binding protein transcription factor subunit beta 1. Gene Ontology annotation, cellular component: nucleus. Bases 5640 to 6791 code for a protein of 383 amino acids. Lineage: Eukaryota; Metazoa; Chordata; Aves; Strigiformes; Strigidae. Gene Ontology annotation, biological process: positive regulation of transcription by RNA polymerase II. Gene Ontology annotation, molecular function: protein binding; transcription cis-regulatory region binding. The transcript is spliced from 9 exons. The record is from RefSeq and is a predicted model, not a curated record.
AAGACAAAGCAGUUUGGUUGAAGUGUGUGUAUGCACAGAGAAAUAUUUGUGAGGGUACCUAAUCUGCUGUGUAAACAAGGUUAAAAGUGUACGCAGCAGAUCAGCAUACCCUAGGUGUAGAUUUUUGUUCAUGACCCACUUUCUUAGCUGAAAACAGCUUGUUUUCUGGCUUUUUUUAGGCCUGUGUGCUAGACAGAAACUGUUGAGGGAGAUUCCUCAUAAUAAAAUGGAUGCUUUAAUUAGGCUGGUGAUGUUUAUUUGAGGGUAUUUUCAAGUUCCACUUAAUCUGAGAAAUACUCUUAAGGCUGUAGUACAGCUCAGAGGAUACAUCACAAGCCCUUAGGUUCUUCACAUCAAUCACAGCUGCCAUAAUGUAACCUUUUUGAUACCUAGUGCCAAAUUUACCUCUGAAAACUUUGUAGCUUGUUGGCAGUGCCAACCCCAAUCUUGGUCGUUGUCAGUGGCUCACCCCUGUUGCUGUUAAUGUUUUUUAGACAUUGCAUUUUGUUGCAGAUAACGGCCAAGUCUGUGCUCUCCUUUUUAAGGACAAUACUUUUCUACCAUCUGUGUUUUUUGUUUGAGUUAUGCUGAUGAUUGGUGCUAAUUUAAAUUAAUGUACAAACCUAAGUGGAGGACAGACCUGCAUAAAUCCAGGCUUGACUAUCUUAACCACUAAGCUAUUCAACAAUAUGUUUGCUUUUCUGAUCUCUUCUCUCAGAUCACGUAUUUUUCAUCUGAUGCAUACAUAGUCCAACAUGAAGGUCAUGUUGCUGUUUAAACAAACUAGAGAGAAUUUAGUUACAAACACCACAAUCGUAGAGGAAAGCUGAAAGCACUGGAAUUAAAGCUGACCGUUGUUAAUAGCGUAGUGUAAUUUUUAUUAUCAUAGUAGAAGUGUGGAUACUCUAGGCCUAUGAUACUUAUUUUAAGAUAUGAAGUAUGACAUGUGAAAUCAUUGUCAAAAUAUAUUUGGGAAGAUAUGAUUCCUCUAGGAAACAAUAUAGGAACUUUUUGAGUUUACCCCGUGUAUGUUGCUGUAAUCACUAUUAAAUUAUAUAUACAGUAAAAUCAUACCACAGGUUUUAAGACACCCUAGCACAUGGAAAUACACCUAGGUUUAAUGCAGACCUUCCAGUUCCUUUAAAAGUUACAAAGCUAAUUGAAAUAAAAAACUUUUUGAAGAGUUGUUCUGAGUUGAGGUAUUGCUCUGUUACAUCAGGAUGUUAAAAAAAAAAAAAAAAAGCAAGUUGAUCCUGUUAUUUCAAUUCUAAUAAUGAUCAAAACUGCUUGAUUAACGAUUUAAAUAGUGCUAACUCUUUGUACUUCAACUUAUUUUUGACCUUGGUAUGGAUAGGCAUAUAAAAUUAGUUUGAAAUUGCUAUUCUGAGUUUCUAGCAAUACCGUGCAAUGUUGAAAUCAGUACGCUGACAACAUUUCUGAAGAUCAGGUCUGGGGAAGCAUGUGGAUCUUUUUCUAAAAUGGUGGAAAGAAAAAGACAUUCUGAAAAGAGCAUUCUUUUUCCAGAUGUAAUGUGUGUGAGAGAUGAUGGGUGAUGGGUCUCAAGCUGGUGCAGUUCUCUGCGUCACUUGAGUAGGGAAACCUGUUUAAUUAGCAUUUCAUGGAACUUUGCCCGGGUUUUUUAGAAAUUUGCCCUGGGUUUUUUAGGAAUGAUCACAAAUCCUUAUAGAUGCAGUGUAUGUUGAUUCAGUGUACCUUCCAGUAAAUUACACUGCUUCAGUCCAUGCCUUUCUAGUGUAAGUGUGUCUCUUUUAGGAGCGUGCCUUAGUGGAAAUACACUGGCGGCUGCAAGAUCUCAUGUUAGCAGAUGUCCUGCAACAACUGUUUUGUGCCUUUUAAUUUUGACCAUCUGAUGUUGACCAGUGCAGUGGUAGAAGGGGGAUAAGGCUGGGUCCAGGAUCCCUGGGGCAGGACACCAAUCUGAAAGAUGCUGCAAUAUUUUAAGCCAAACAAUCUUCCUUUGAGUUGCAGACUCUGCUGCUCUCUUGUCUGUGUAGGCUGUGAUGUGGUACCCCAGGCUUCCCAAGCUGCAGGUUUUUCAGCUCAUUUCCUUCUCCACAGAGCCCAUUUUGCACAGUUUCACCUAGACUCUGGUCAAGUGCUGUUACAUAUCCCUUGGGUAACAGCAUGAUGUUCAGAGUUUUAUAGAAUGUAAAAAAAUUAAGUAGUGUACAAAAAAGCGGUAUUAUUUCCUAUUGAACAGAAGUAAAAUAGCAAGAAUAAUUUGAUGUAGGUUUUAAUUACUAGUUGUGGUAUGUGGCUAAUGAUACUGUAGAGAAUGCAUUGCAGUAAUGAAAUGUGGAAGUUCCGGGGGUGGUUAAUGCAAAGAAGUCCAAACCCAGCAGAAACUCUUCCCUAUUUAUUCAAUUAUAGACAAAACUCUCUGUUCACACAGUUGUGUAGGAGCUCUUAGAAGUCUGAAAACAUACUCAGGUUGCUAUAAGAAUAACUAUAACAGUCUCAAGACUUUAUUUCAGAGCCAAUGAUGUUUUUAUUGUCUGAAAGAAUCUUGUUAUAAAGCAUUGCCUAGCUGUUGUGCUAGCCAAGCUUGAUGGAAAUGACAGUUACUGGAGAGUACCCUCUAACACAGUUCAGUGGAGUUCAUUUGUAACACUACAUGGAGUGGCAGCAGUACUUAACUAAGUGUGCUGCUUUGAAAUGGAAAUCUCAUUUCAAUUUUAAAUAUAUUUUAUUGUACUAUAUAUAUAACCUUUUGAUAGUAUCACUGUACUUAUUGUAGUGUUACUAAAUGAUCUCAAGAGAGCAGCUGAAGAAUUUUUCUGGAAAGGGAAGAAAGGGAAAUUCCGACACUGCAGAACCUUCUUGAUAUGCCCCAGUACUAGCAGUGGAAGAGUAUAGGGGAAGUGUGGGGCAUGGUAUUACUCAAAGGUUUCCUGACCUUACAGUGCUGGUCCUUGGAAUGGUCUGUCAAGUAGAAAUCAGCUUUGGAUUGACUAUUCUUAAGAAAUUUUGUGAAUACUGGUAUCUGUUAGUUAAAAGUGACUAAAUGUGCAUGAGUUUUGUUGGAAAGGCCUCUUCAGUUGCUGUUGUUAGUGCAUUAGGAACAUGAUUUUUGAGUUCAACAGUAAUUUUGCUAGGUUUUUAACUCUCUUCCACUAGAUGGCCCAAGCAUGCUUUCAAGUACCCUAUGAGAACCAAAACUUUUACUUCCUUUCUAAAAUAAAUUCAUGUCAUUUUAACUGAAGUUAAAAUUUUACAUCAUGAAACCGAAGUAAACUUCUGUGAUGCUUUGUGCUUGUUUAAGAUGCAAACACUUUAUAUCAACCGAGAGAGUGUUGGUUAAUGUAAGUAAUACAUGGUGAUGAAGGUUAUAUCAUGUAUGAUCUUCCAUGUCCCUCUUUUUCAUUGAUUAGAAUAUCUCUUAGUGGGUGUAGUACAGAGCUGUUUAGUUUUGCAUUGAGAUGAGAACUGAUGUACUGUCAUUCUGACAGUGUGUUCAACAGUAGUGGCUCAGAGAGACUCUGAAAAGGUGUUGAUCUCAGGCUAAAGUUUGUCCUUAACAUCUCCUGGGAGUGAGACUUGUAUUUUGCUGGCCACCAUAAUUAUUUUUUUUAAUUUUGCUGCUUGAUUUUUGCUGCAUAGGGUUUUGGUAACAACUUUGCAGCGUAUUUCACCAGUAUAGAUGUGGUCAUUUAAAUACUACACUAUAAGUGUACAGACUGUAAUAUAAGUGUACAGACUGUAAUUUAAUUCACCUAUUUUUGUUGUCUAACAGACAUCAAGUAUAAGCUUGUUAUCAAGGCUGUCUUUUUGGUUAGUGGAGAAAGACAAGUGUAUACAGAAGGCUGAGUGUGGUUGGACACUGGAACAAGGCUGAAGACAUGGUGGGAUGUUCAUCUACAGAGACAUUCAGACCUCAGCAGGACAGAGCCCUGUGCAGCCUGAACCUGUUGGGCCAGUUCUGACUGGGAGAUUGAACUAGGUGACCUUGAGAGGUCCCCCCCCAGCCUCAAAUAUUCUAUAAUUCCCAAAGGAGACUUGAUUAGUUCCUUUUCUCUACUGGUGUUUAAAGCAAAAAUAAAUACAAGGAAAAUGAAUUGUCUUUCUGAAAUAGUUCCUAACUUCAGUUACGUUCCAGCUUUCCUUUUGCUUCUGAGGACCUUGACGUGGUGGUAUUAGACCACCAGAAAAAGUGUGUGUCUGUGUGUGCACUUUUCCUUCUGAAAUUGUACCCCCCUGCAAAACAAAAAAAGGGGGUCCCCUGUAAAGGGAGUACUAUAUUCCUUCAUUUCACUGUUGCACUUGUCAGAUGGCCUCCCUGUCCUAUUACUGUUUUAUAUCAUUACUCCUAGUGUCUCCCUUUAACAGAAAUAGUAGAUUUUCUCUUAUUCCUGUUUCUUGUUUGCUCUUUCUCAUUAUGGAAGAGAGUCAGCUGUUGUCCCUUCCUCUGCAUCUGACUCUGUGCUCCUUUUUUCCUUCCUUCCUUUUUCCAUUGUCAGUAUUUGUCCUGUACUGCCACUUUCCUGCUCGUCUUCCCUUUACUGGCUGGAGGCAAAUCAACAUGUCCAUGUGUAUUAGAAGUGUGGACAUAAGUAGAAUAUGAUUUUGGUGAAGGGGAUAUGUCUGCCUGCAGUCAGUUGUAUAGACAAAGAGAUAAUCUACUCCAGUUUGUGGCUCUACUGAUAUGUGUUGGAGUUCUGCAUUUGCAGUAUUUCUGUGUUCCUUUCUAAUUUCUUCCAAAGUCAAUAGUUUUCAGCUGAUUGAGCAAUAUACCACACAGAUUUUGCCAGUUGAGCCAGGUGCAGAGAACUUUCUAAAUAUGUUUGUUUUGUGAUCGAAGUUUGUGUUUAAUGGGAUUUCUUUCUGAGCUGAUAUACUGUAAUUUUGUGUAGGAAACAGACUGCGUGGCCUUGCAAUUGCUGUUAUGAGUAAUACAGGAUUAACUUUGCUUUUAACUGGAAACAGAACUGAUGAAAGUAAUUCCAUUCUUAGCAUCCUGGUAGUGGAAAACAUAGGUACAGGACUAAAAUGUUACUGAUAUAUUUUGGUUAGUAGUGUGAGUUGUGGUUUAGUUCUAAAUUUUCUCUUUACUGAACAGAUUUAAUAGGAAGUGUGACAUAAAGUGGAUUUAAAAAGAUGUUAUAUGAGGAAAUCUUUGAUGCAACAGAAAAUAGAUAGGUGUCGUUUGUCUACCUGUUGUUUUGCAUGCUCUGUGUUAUAUGGAGCUUUGAGCGUGGUAAAAUGGAGUAUCUAAAGAUGAUGUGAAAGUUUUUUUUAGCUAGUAUCUUGGUCAUGUCUCAAAAUUUUACACUUAACGUUUUAGAAACCGUAGGCAGUUGAAGCAGGCAAUGUUUGUUUUCGGGCAGAUAUUUUACUUCAUAUACCUGUUGUGUGUAGUUCAAUAAUAUACUUAUUGUGUCAUUCUAUAGCUAGGAAUACAGAACUUAUAUUUUAGAGUAAAAAAUAAUGAAGUGAUAGUGAUGGAUAAGAUGUCAGAAAAGUGUUGUUUCAUGUCUGUCUAAAUGCAUUUACACAGUGGUAUCUCAUAAAUACGUGUAGGCAUUUUGGGUAAGUGAAUGUAGUGCCUUUAGGCAUGUGACAUAGCCAUGGUGUAGUACCAUCUGAAAGCUGGACAAAGCUGCAGAACAUUGCAGUAUCAGAUGUCACUAGUAGAUUUGGGAAAGAAACUUUUAGAAGCUGCACGAGCAGGUCAAGAUGACGAAGUUCGCAUUUUGAUGGCAAAUGGAGCACCUUUUACCACGGAUUGGUUGGGAACAUCUCCACUUCAUCUAGCAGCACAGUAUGGACACUACUCAACAACAGAAGUGUUGCUGCGAGCAGGUGUAAGUCGGGAUGCCAGAACCAAAGUGGACAGAACUCCAUUACAUAUGGCAGCAUCAGAAGGCCAUGCCAGCAUUGUAGAAGUCUUACUUAAGCAUGGUGCUGAUGUCAAUGCGAAGGACAUGCUCAAAAUGACUGCACUUCACUGGGCUACUGAACAUAACCACCAAGAAGUUGUAGAACUCUUAAUAAAGUAUGGAGCAGAUGUUCAUGCUCAGAGUAAAUUUUGCAAAACAGCAUUAGAUAUUGCGGUAGACAAUGGAAAUGAAGACCUUGCAGAAAUAUUACAGAUUGCAAUGCAGAACCAAAUCAAUACGAAUCCAGAGAGUCCGGACACUGUCACGAUACAUGCAGCAACACCGCAGUUCAUCAUUGGACCUGGAGGGGUGGUGAACCUAACAGAUGAAACAGGAGUGUCUGCUGUACAGUUUGGAAAUUCAUCAACGUCAGUAUUAGCCACAUUGGCAGCUUUAGCAGAAGCAUCAGCUCCACUGUCUAAUUCUUCAGAAACACCAGUUGUGGCCACAGAAGAAGUUGUGACUGCAGAAUCUGUGGAUGGUGCUAUUCAGCAAGUUGUCAGUUCUGGAGGUCAGCAAGUUAUUACUAUAGUUACAGACGGCAUUCAGCUUGGGAAUCUUCAUUCGAUUCCAACCAGUGGAAUAGGGCAACCAAUCAUUGUGACCAUGCCAGAUGGACAACAAGUAUUAACAGUUCCAGCAACAGACAUUGCUGAAGAAACUGUGAUAAGUGAAGAACCACCAGUGAAGAGACAGUGCAUUGAGAUUGUUGAAAAUCGUGUGGAGUCUGCAGAAAUAGAAGAAAGAGAAACUCUUCAGAAACAGCUGGAUGAGGCAAACAGAGAAGCACAAAAAUACCGUCAGCAGCUUCUAAAGAAAGAACAAGAAGCAGAGGCCUAUCGGCAGAAGUUAGAGGCAAUGAACCGCCUCCAGACUAAUAAAGAAGCUGUUUAAUAAAAAAUGAACAUACUGCAAAGCCUGUUACUUUCAAAAACCUGCAGUACAAUCUUGAACUGUACACUAUAUAGGUACAGACACAGGAUUACAUGAUAGAGAAGAUGCUACAAGUUGAUAACUGGACUUAAGCCGUGAGCUCUGAAUUUCUUGUAACAUAAAAACUCUGAAUUUAGAAAUUGUGAAAAGUAUUUAAAAUGAAAUACUGUAAAUAGUUGUUUUUUUUACAGUUUCAAAAUGAGUUGAUAAAUCUUUUUGAAGGGAUCCAGAAACACGAGAAGCCAAUGUUUUUGUGAAAUUUUUGAUUUUAGUAUGAAUCUAACUUCUGAAAAACAGAACAGUUUUAAGGGUGAUGUUGUUGAUUUAAGAUGACAACUUAAAAAUUAAUUAUGUGACAAAAUUAACUAACAGUUAUUUCUACAUGGUAACAACUUAAAUUUCUCUGAAUAAGACAUUUCCAGGUGGAAAUCUUUGUACAGCUUUAAGUAGUUGUCUCAGAUUCUCUGAAAACCAUUUUUGUUUUUUUUUUAUUUUAGGUGGUGAAAUUUUUAUAUUUAAUUUCAGAUAUAUCCAAGUAGAUUUACAUGUAUAUGAAGCUAAUAUUUUUUAAACUUUUCAGUUUGUACAUAUGCUGCAUGUUUUUAUAAUUUCUACACAUACAUCUUGCAUAGGUAUUUUUCAGCAAAGAUGAGAAAAAUUAUGAGAAAAAACGUUUAGCCUAUAGGUCCUUUGAAGUAAUCUAGCAGCCAGUUUUAUUGUGGAUGGUAUAUUUCUUGGAGGAAUGUAAUUCGUAAUUGAACAAAAAACAUUUAAUUUACACAUUAGGGGCAAUUUAAAAUUUGGUAGUGGAGGCAUUGAAACUUCACUUUGUGUGUCUUAUAAUUUUCCUGUGCAAACGUUUUAAAGUUCAGUAAUUAAUAGAAAAGAAUGUCUCCACUGGAACACAAAUAGCAUUUCUUCUAGAAUAUUCCUAUUGAUCUUCUCCCCAAUAGCCUUGAAAUCAUUUCAGUGAUUCAUUUUUUUCUAAAUGGACUUUUGCAUUUUAAUUAUGCAGUCGGGCAGGUAAUUUUUUUUACAUUAUAGUGAUGCUCUUCUUACCUAGCAUCAUUGUUAUUCACUGUGAUACUGUGUUUGUGUGUGUCUGUGCAGUGAUCUAUUAUGCUUAGGAUUUAUAUAGCACGUUUCAUCUUCAGAGCAUUGUAAAAUCUUUUAAAGAACACUUACUGUACUGCCUGAGGCAGGUAAGUGAGUGUUACUGUCUCAAUUUUAUAACUGGUAUAAGUGCAACACAGGGAGUGUUAAACGACUGGCCCAAGACCACAUGAAUCUGUGGUAGACCUGGGAAUAGAUCUCAGGAGUUCCUGGCUUCUAGUCCUGUGCUUAGACUGAGCUGCCUUAAGAUUGUUCAGUGCUGUGUUACAUUAAAUUUUGAACUACUGUGCAGAUUCCUUUUUUGUAAGAUAAAACUCCUUGUGCUUUGCUUUGUUGUUCCAUGUUUCACUGCUUUUAUGGAAUUGUUUAUAUAAACUUAAGCAAAAAGUCUAGUUUACCUAUACUGUACACAGAAGAAUUACCCUUAAAACUGUACUCUGGCCUACUUUUUCUAUUUUACGAUUAAAUAUCUUUUCCACAUAUAUAUAUAUAGUGUAGAAUCAAUUCCAUUUCAAUAGUUUUGUAUGUGCAUUAGAAGGUCAAAGCUCUGCUGUGUUAGGCAUUCAGACAAGUAUGAAAAACCAGUUUGGGCUUAGAAUGGGCUUCAAAGGUAGGAGGGAGGAGUGGGGAAAGAAUUAUGUUAUAAAAUACAAUGUAAAGCCUUCUUCAAACUUUGAUCUGAGUUCAUAGAAUUGGCAGUUAGGAAAAAAUCCUAAAUAUCCAAGUAUUGGUAUAAAUUUGGCAAAUUUGAUCCCAGUUGGCAGAUUUGACACCAAAAUAAUCAAAAUAUAAUAAAAAAUGGAAAAUUAUGUGGUGGUAGUUUUUAGAAGAAUUAUUUUCAAGGAUAUAAUCGUGCUCAGCUGGUACUAGGACUUGAAGGAAGACUUGUGCAGUGAUUAGAAACUGCUAUAUUUUAGAUCUUUUUCAGAAAUUACCCAUUAUGUCACUAGUGAAUGUAGGAACCAGUGAGUCAAGUUAAAUGUGCUGGUUAAGCAUUGCUCCAAUUGAAUUAUUCUGUGAUCAAAAUAACAUUUGCGUCCACACAUCCCACAAACUUAACUGCAGUUUAAUCUCUGUGAACUCUUAAUAACGAUAAGAAUUUCAGCAUUAGUCUGAGUAGUGAUAGUGCUAAUGUUCAUG